Molecule: messenger RNA, 294 nt
Organism: Nycticebus coucang (slow loris)
Lineage: Eukaryota; Metazoa; Chordata; Mammalia; Primates; Lorisidae
Gene: PTH2
Product: parathyroid hormone 2
Exons: 2
Coding region: 1-294 (97 amino acids)
Biological process (GO): neuropeptide signaling pathway
Cellular component (GO): extracellular region
Source: RefSeq, a predicted model, not a curated record
AUGGAGACCCGCCAGGUGUCCAGGAGCCCCCGAGUGCGGCUGCUGCUGCUGCUACUGCUUGUGCCCUGGGGCACCCGCACUGCCUCAGGAGUCGCCCUGCCCCCCGCCAGGGUCUUCAGCCUUCCCCACUCCGGCCCGGCCUGGGCGGAUCCCGCCACUCCGCUGUCGCGGCGGAGCCUGGCGCUGGCUGACGACGCGGCCUUCAGGGAACGCGCGCGGCUGUUGGCAGCCCUCGAGCGCCGCCACUGGCUGAACUCGUACAUGCACAAGCUGCUUGUGCUGGACGCGCCCUGA